Cadophora gregata is the source of this 1052-nucleotide messenger RNA. RefSeq lists its product as uncharacterized. Lineage: Eukaryota; Fungi; Ascomycota; Leotiomycetes; Helotiales; Ploettnerulaceae. The record is from RefSeq and is a predicted model, not a curated record. The transcript is spliced from 3 exons. Bases 352 to 636 code for a protein of 94 amino acids.
CCUCGAAUGAGCAAUGGCAUAACGCCAUGUCAUGUAGAGUGACCAAAUGAGAAGUAGCCGACGAGAUUCGAUAGCGCGAAUAAACUCUUCUGUGCAUGAACGAGCGCCAUCAGCCCGUUCUAGCCUUCGCUGUUCGAGACUACAGCUGCUCAAGCCUCAACGUUCAGUUUUCUGACAUUUACCGUGCUGAUUCCUUGGCACUCCCGUUCCACGACAAGGUUGUCGUGGAAUUUAGCGGGUCAGAUAUUGGGAUGGCUGACCCACUACAUUUGCCGACAACAUAUUGACUCACCCGACCUCUCAUCAUUUUACAUUUCACAUUCAACUGCCUCUAUAUCGACAGCAAGCAUCAUGCCCACUCCGAGUCCAAACGGAUUAACCAAGGAAGAAGUUCAAGAGUGGUUAAACAAAAGAGUGGGCGUUGGAGAAAGGUACUGUGCCAAUCAUGCCCAUCUCCACGAAACGAAUUCACAAGCUUCUCCCAACAUCUGCAAAGCAGUAAGCAAAGCAGACUGUGCUCGGGCAUACAAUAUGAAAAAAGACGACGCUCUCCACACCCUAGCUGCUGCGGUGCUGCAGCUCGCAGUCUCGAUUGAGCAUCAAUCAACAGCAGACGCUACGAAAAGCAAAGACUAGUUUACAAAAUGACGAAAAAGGACGAAGAUAUGUUUGAGUGGAGACGCACAUUCUCCAGAGCAACGAACUUCUCGCAUCGACAAUGGGAAGUCAAUAAUUCGCAUGUUCGAAGGGACUAUCUCUUGAGGGGAUAGACAACCGCAUUCGCAAGGCAUAAGCGCUUUCGCAUGCCCAUCAAUUUACAGUUUCGAUAUACUCAACAUGCGGAAAACAAAAUGGAAUCAAGUAGAGAGAAAAAUAGAUGACAACUAGUUUGAAUGUAAUUUGGUUGGCGGCAAGAGACUUGAUAGACUUGAUGAUACUUGACAGCUACUCGCGAACACCUGGAAUGAGAUUGAUAUAAAUAAUGCUGUCUACCGACCACUCCGUCUCGGCGAAAAGAAAUGUCUGCUAGAUGUUCUUUAUAUUGAUGAUGA